AUGUCGGCACGCCUCUUGCGUUCAGCUGUGGUUCGAGCCACCCAGCAGCGAACCAUGUACGAGAAUCCAUACAUCAACCGUUUCAAGGCCAGAAGCAAGGUUUCUGAGGAUUUCCACAAGAAGACCACCGGAAUCACCGGACUCUUCGUAAACGAGCAUCCACAUCGCGCGUUGACCGUUGUCUACGGCCGUAUUCUCAGAGCGCUUGAGCAAAUGCCUCGUGACGCCGCCUAUCGCAAGUACACUGAAGCUGUGGUAAAGCAGCGCUUGGCUCUUGUUCAAGCUGAGAACGACAUCAAGAAGCUUGAAGAGAAAAUUGGAAUGGGACAAAUCGAAGAAGUCAUUGAGCAGGCCGAGUACGAGUUGGAGACGACACGAGCAAUGAUCGAUUCGAAAGCAUGGGAGCCACUCGUCGAGACAGCUCCAAAGGGACAAUGGUCGUGGCCAGUUUAG
Molecule: messenger RNA, 453 nt
Organism: Caenorhabditis briggsae
Lineage: Eukaryota; Metazoa; Nematoda; Chromadorea; Rhabditida; Rhabditidae
Exons: 3
Coding region: 1-453 (150 amino acids)
Biological process (GO): respiratory electron transport chain
Source: RefSeq, a predicted model, not a curated record